UUUUCUUUGUUAAGACAAAUAUAUUAGAUGGAUAUAGCUUGGGUGAAAAUGUGACGUAAUCAAAAAUUUCAGGGGGCUCAUUUGAAAAUAUUAGCAAUAACUUAUUUAAGUUUCCACGCAAUCUAUCAUCCAUUUCAUUAAGCAAAUCCGUCGUCUUCUUUCUUCUUCUUCUUCUUCCUCCGUACACUGUUAUUUCUCUCCGAUAUGGGUAAAGUCCUAUUCUUCAUCUUCGCCACCAUGCUUCUCGCCGGCAUAACCGCCAUCAUCAUCCACUCACAGCACCACCACGUACGCCACCACAAAGAUCCACCACGUGAUCUUGUAUCAAAUGUUACCCAAUUGCUCCGAUCCAACGGAUUCAACUUCAUUUCCACCCUCCUCCACAUCUCACCGGACCUUUUCCUCUCAUCACGGGAGUCCACCAUCUUUGCCAUUCCUGACUCCGCCAUGUCCAACCUCUCAAUACCUCCAUUCAUGACGAUACAACUCAUCACUUACCACAUUUCCCCUUCCAAACUCACCAUUAAAGAUCUGCUCGAUAAACCCCUCAAUACCUGCAUCACCACUACGUUUCAACAACAGAAGAUAUCCAUCACUAAAAAAGACGAAAAGAAUCGAGUUCUUGAAAUCAACAACGUGUUGAUUACUCAUCCUGAUAUGUUUCUCCAGGGACCAGUCGCGAUUCAUGGCGUCAGUGGUCCUUUUGCUUCUUUCAAAUUUCAUCAACAAAUCACACAGUUACCCAUUUGCAACGCGAAUCAGAGUGAUUUUUCACAUGGAAUUGUCGCUGCUAAAGUCAAUCUCACCAAGAACAAGGUUGAAUGGGGAAUAUUGGUCAAAUUCCUGAACUCAUCCGGGUUCGCCCCUUUCGCAAUUGGGUUGCACACUGUUCUUGAUGGGGUUUUCAAAGAGCAUCCAAAUUUGAAGUCACUGACAAUCUUUGCACCUCCGAUCAUCGAACCGAUGGAUAUGCCUGAACCUUUACUGCAGAAAUUCGUGAAAUCUCAUAUCGUUCCGAAGAAGCAUUCUUUCAAACACUUGGCAUCCAUGCGGCAAGGAGCAUCACUCAAGACAUUAUGUCCAGGAACAGAAAUUCAAAUCACUGAAACUGUCAAGAAUCCUUCUGAGGAGUUGCUUUCUAUCAAUAGAGUGGAGAUAACUUCACCGGAUUUGUUCUCGUCCAAGAGUUUCGUUGUGCAUGGAAUCGCACGAGCAUUCCCCAUGUAUGAGGUUUCUACUGUGUCCCAGUAAAUCAAUCCCCAAAUACCUUCUGUUCAUCUAUUGUCUGUGUUUCUGCUACUUCUUCAUGAUCGAAAUUAGGGUUUGUAUAGUUUCUUGAAUUUUUCUGCAUGUGUUCUUGGAAUCUUGAUUUCACUUUUUGGAGAUAACGAAAAGAUGUUGCGAUUUUUUUGUAAAGACAUGAGGUUAUUGACAUUUCUACAUCAAA
Messenger RNA from Lactuca sativa (garden lettuce), 1447 nucleotides. Its product is annotated as fasciclin-like arabinogalactan protein 21. The record is from RefSeq and is a predicted model, not a curated record. Lineage: Eukaryota; Viridiplantae; Streptophyta; Magnoliopsida; Asterales; Asteraceae.